AAGUACUCCUUGGGAAGACGCCACGGGCCAUGCGGCUUACGCGUGGCCUGGAGCGUGUGAGCAGAAUGCGCUACGGGGACGAGACCUUUCAUAUGCCACAAGCCUGGCCUCCAGCACGCACCAGCAGUCUGUUGAACUUCAUCACCUCCACGUUUGGAUCAACUUGCGAUACGCCUUCGCGAUCGCCGCUUGUAGAAAAUAGUAAUAUGCCACCUCGCAACAACUCCGCGCAUUCCCCGACCACGUCGAAGAAUCAACAGCAGAAUGGGCACUCAUCCAAGCAGUCCGACAAGCAAGAGAAUAAAGCACAGCAGGCGUCGCGACCGAAGGGUGACUCUGCCGCUUCCACAUCCAACGGACCAGACAGGAUUAGCAUGGCGAGCACCAUGAGCACGGCAUCGACACUCAAGGCCACGGAGAUCGUUGGGGAGACGGCGGAGUCUCUGGAACACUUGGGCAAAGCAUUCGGCGAGUUCGCUCAGCAAAUUACGAAACUCAGUCAACUCGGCGCGGAGCUCGAGACCGCGGAGAUUGUCAACAGACUGAGGAAGAUGAUGGACGUGGAAGACGAACGGCUGGAGAAGGAGAUUGAGGGGAUCAAAGUUCUUCAGGAUGAAGUCAUCAAGAAGGAUGUCAUUGAACAUCUCAAGAUCGCUGUCGAGAAUGACGUCUCGGACCUCAUCGACCAGCUCGUGGCGGAGCAAGUUACGAUAUUGCUUCCCGACCACAUCCCGUCGGCACUGCUCGACGAACUGGCACGUCACAAGCGCGAGCUCGACGAGGUUGAGGUAGAUCUGCACAACUCGGAAAGCAGGCUCGCAAAUGCGCAGAUACGGACGUCGGAUCUGACCGAGCAGCUGCGCACAAUCCAGAGGGCUGACAAAACCGUCAGUCAGCACUUCCCGGCAGACCUGCAAGGUCUGAUAGCGAUGGACGAUGCGUCCGUCAAGUCGCUCAUGAGGUACUACGCCCUCUCCGACAUCUCGGACUCGCAAGACAGGAACCUUAAUCGUCUCAUGCUCUUCUUGGGGCUGUCUUACCAGUUGGUCCCGACGAGCGCAGGUGGUAACGUCUUGGCGAAGAUCAGCCCGUCGAGCCUGGCCCGGAUGUAGUCGCGCCGUGGUUUUCGUUGACAUCACUGUAUCCGAAUCUCUGUAUUGUACACCAUCUUGCACUCAUCUCACGAACGAAUGACCGGUGUUUGUAGCAAACAUCUUGCGCUGUCGUCUUAACAAUUGCAUCCGUUGCCUC
Molecule: messenger RNA, 1251 nt
Organism: Rhodofomes roseus
Lineage: Eukaryota; Fungi; Basidiomycota; Agaricomycetes; Polyporales; Fomitopsidaceae
Exons: 9
Coding region: 30-1112 (360 amino acids)
Source: RefSeq, a predicted model, not a curated record